Aspergillus welwitschiae is the source of this 469-nucleotide messenger RNA. RefSeq lists its product as uncharacterized. The transcript has a single exon. The record is from RefSeq and is a predicted model, not a curated record. Bases 56 to 400 code for a protein of 114 amino acids. Lineage: Eukaryota; Fungi; Ascomycota; Eurotiomycetes; Eurotiales; Aspergillaceae.
ACGGUUGUUGAGACCUUGCCAAAGCCUAGAUAAGUACAACUCGUAGUCCGUAGCUAUGUUGUCACUCGGUUGCCUGGUUCCCGUCUCUAACAUGGCCGCUUACUUACAUAUGAUGUCUAAAUACAUACAUACAUACCUACAUACCUACCUACAUGAUUGCUCUCUGUGUCUCCCGCAUGCUGUGAUGUUGUGCGAAAACAAUCGCUUUCACAAGCCAUCUGCCGUGCAGAUGCGUGGGGGCUGCUUACAGCCAAAGCCUAUAGUUGGCCACUGUGGGAAGCAUGAUAGCUUGGUCGCCCAUAUUCCAGGACAGAGACCUGUCCACCCAGAUAGACGUGGCCCGCUAGACCCGGAUUGGUUCCGGACGUGCAGCAUGCAUGAAUCCUGGCUCGGAGGCUAAGGAAGUAUGUAUGGUCUGCGUGGACGAGUGCGUGUGUGUAGAAGCGAGUUAACGGGCGGGCUAUGUCAC